AGUUGACGUGACGUGAUGUGAAGCAGCAGCAACUGCAAAACAAAAUUCUGUUUUGGCUUGUUCAAUAACUUCAGGGCUCGUCUUACCUUUUAAGUUGUGUUUGUAAGUAAGUGUUUAACUUUAUUGCACUUUCCUUAUAACAUAAGCUACCUUAACGGAAUUGUAGGAUUCAGACUGCACAACACCGUGCAACUUUUAAAUAUUUCUACAAGCAAUCAUUUAUUGAAAACAUGAGGGGGAGUUCGUCGUAUGGAGACCGAGAUAGAGAGCGUGGACGAGACAGAGGGCCUCGGUUUGGGUCCAGUAGCUGGGGCGGCUCUCCCCCUAUGAAGAAGUUUGGGAACCCUGGAGAACGCCUUCGCAAGAAGAAGUGGGAUCUGGACGAGCUGCCCAAGUUUGAGAAGAACUUCUACAACGAGCACCCAGAGCUCCAGCGCAUGACUCAGUAUGACAUAGAUGAGUUCCGCAGGAGGAAGGAGAUCACAGUCAGCGGUACUGGCUGCCCCAGGGCCAUGACCGGCUUCCACCAUGCACAGUUUCCCCAGUAUGUAAUGGAUGUGCUACUGAGUCAGGACUUCAAGGAGCCCACAUCCAUCCAGUCACAGGGCUUCCCUCUGGCCCUGAGUGGCAGGGACAUGGUGGGCAUCGCUCAGACUGGCUCCGGCAAGACCCUGGCAUAUCUGCUUCCUGCCAUUGUGCACAUCAACCAUCAGCCCUAUCUAGAGAGGGGAGACGGACCUAUUGUGAGUACACAGCUGGAAACUGCACACGGUUGCUUAUUCAUAUAUUUCAAGUCUGUGAGACUAGAAUGUUUUGGCCCUUUUCCGUAGUGUACUUAACUCUGUUGCGCUUAGACCUACCUAUGGUAUGCUGUAGCUAUAUAUCAUGUGUUAUUAAAGGUUAUACACUACCGUUCAUUAAAUAGUAACCACAAAACACAGUGAAGAGGCAAUUCUGGGAUGCUGGCCUUCUAGGCAGAGUUGCAAAGAAAAAGCCAUAUUUCAGACUGGCCAAUUAAAAACAGAAGAUUAAGAUGGGGGUAAAGAACACAGACUCUGGACAGAGGAACUCUGCCUAGAAGGCCAGCAUCCUGGAGUCACCUCUUCACUGUUGACGUUGAGACUGGACAGAGGAACUCUGCCUAGAAGGCCAGCAUCCUGGAGUCACCUCUUCACUGUUGACGUUGAGACUGGACAGAGGAACUCUGCCUAGAAGGCCAGCAUCCUGGAGUCGCCUCUUCACUGUUGACGUUGAGACUGGACAGAGGAACUCUGCCUAGAAGGCCAGCAUCCUGGAGUCGCCUCUUCACUGUUGACGUUGAGACUGGACAGAGGAACUCUGCCUAGAAGGCCAGCAUCCUGGAGUCGCCUCUUCACUGUUGACGUUGAGACUGGACAGAGGAACUCUGCCUAGAAGGCCAGCAUCCUGGAGUCUCCUCUUCACUGUUGACGUUGAGACUGGACAGAGGAACUCUGCCUAGAAGGCCAGCAUCCUGGAGUCGCCUCUUCACUGUUGACGUUGAGACUGGACAGAGGAACUCUGCCUAGAAGGCCAGCAUCCUGGAGUCGCCUCUUCACUGUUGACGUUGAGACUGGACAGAGGAACUCUGCCUAGAAGGCCAGCAU
This is a messenger RNA of Oncorhynchus keta (chum salmon), 1625 nucleotides long. RefSeq names its product probable ATP-dependent RNA helicase DDX17. The transcript is spliced from 5 exons. NCBI's taxonomy places the organism in Eukaryota, Metazoa, Chordata, Actinopteri, Salmoniformes, Salmonidae. Gene Ontology annotation, biological process: alternative mRNA splicing, via spliceosome. Gene Ontology annotation, molecular function: RNA binding; ATP binding; RNA helicase activity. Gene Ontology annotation, cellular component: ribonucleoprotein complex; nucleus; cytoplasm. The record is from RefSeq and is a predicted model, not a curated record. Bases 231 to 830 code for a protein of 199 amino acids.